UGCGUGCGUGCGGGCGGGCGGGCGUACGCUUGCGCGCGCGUGCGCGCACCUUCUCCCCUGCCCUCGCGCGUCUGUUCAGAAUCAGUUCGUUCGCUACUUCAGAUAAACGCACGCGCGCCACAGCAACAACAACCGCCGGUUUUCCUCCUUCGGUAAACAAGAUGCGCGGAAAACGACCUGGAGAACGUCUUUAAACAAACACAUAAAUACAUAAGGAGGGGGAUGUGUUUUCUCUUGGACACGGUGUUCCGGGUAAUAACAUUUCAUCGACAACAUAAACCGGGGCGCAGAGAGAGACGGGAUUCAGGAGACGGUUACAGCCGCGAGCUGGACGGAAAUAUUAACGUAAGCGUCGCUAAUAACACACCGGAAAGUCUGCCGAUGAAGAAAAGCAAACGUCUGGGAUUGGGAAUUAAAGAAUGGCCGCUCCUGAUCUUCUGGACCCCAAAGCUGCUGCUCACAACUCCAAGCCCCGCCUGUCUUUCUCUGCCAAGCCAGUGGUGUUGAACACUCAGGAUGAGUUUGAGCCACGCGUCAGUGUCAUGCGCUGGAAAACUGUACUAACCGUCUUCCUGCUAGUCGUCCUUUACCUUAUCAUGGGCGCCACGGUGUUCAAGGCCCUGGAGCAGCCGCAGGAGAACUUGCAGAAACUCACCAUCCUCAGCCAGAAGCUUCAGUUUCUCAUCGAUCACCCCUGCGUCAACUCCACCGAGCUGGAGGAUUUAGUGAAGCAAGUGAUGACAGCCAUUCGAGCCGGCGUGAACCCUUCUGGAAAUUCGUCAAACGUGACAAGUUUAUGGGAUCUGAGCAGCUCCUUCUUUUUCGCCGGGACUGUUAUCACCACUAUAGGAUUCGGGAACAUUUCCCCUCGUACAGAAGGAGGCCGGAUAUUCUGCAUCGUGUAUGCGCUGCUGGGAAUCCCUUUGUUCGGCUUCCUGCUGGCUGGAGUUGGUGACCAACUGGGGACCAUAUUCGGAAAGGGCAUCGCUAAAGUUGAGAAGAUGAUUGUGAAAUGGAACGUGAGCCAGACGAAGAUCCGUGUGAUCUCCACCUUGCUCUUCAUCCUCUUUGGCUGCCUCAUUUUCGUCACGUUGCCAGCCAUCAUCUUUAAGCACAUUGAGGGUUGGAGUACCCUGGAGGCCAUUUACUUCGUUGUCAUCACCUUGACAACUAUCGGCUUUGGUGAUUUCGUGGCAGGCGAAGGUGAACGCCGUCAACACCAAGACAGCAACAGUGGUUCUGAGAUGGAGUACUUGGAAGACUAUUAUAAGCCAGUAGUAUGGUUUUGGAUUCUGGUGGGCCUGGCAUACUUCGCUGCAGUGCUCAGCAUGAUCGGAGACUGGUUCCGGGUCAUCUCAAAGAAAACAAAAGAGGAGGUGGGGGAGUUCCGAGCACACGCCGCAGAGUGGACGGCCAACGUUUCUGCCGAAUUCAAAGAGACGCGGCGCCGCCUCAGCGUCGACAUCUACGACAAGUUCCAGCGUGCCGCUUCCAUCAAGCGCAAACUCUCGGCAGAGCUCGGAAUCAACAACGUGCCGAUCAGCCAGGAGAUGACGCCGGGCAAGAGGGCGCUCUCUGUCAACUUGGGAGAUGACAGAGAGACGUAUCCAUCUUUUCCACUGGCACGCAAUGGAAGCCUCUUCCUCAAUGGCCUCAGCCCGGAGUACGCAGACCGGCGCGACAUCGCCAUAAUAGAACAUCUGAAAUAAGAACCAAGGAGGAGACAAUAAUGAGAUUGAAAUAAUUAAGAAUGUUGGAGAAAGAACUGAGAGAAAGAAGUGACAAAGGAAGGCUGUGUGGAGGAUUUCAGGAUUAGAACUUCUGCACUCUUCAUCUCAGAGAGGUUACAGGAUUAAUCCCCCUGCACACUGACCCUGGACUCUGGCCUCUUCUCAGUAAAACUCACCACUGGGUGCUCAAGGCUCCGAACCAAUGAAACACUCUUUGCAUCUUCAACGACGAACCGGUCGUGUCUUUUCCUCCAAAAAAGUGAUGAGAACUUGUGGAACCUUCUGGAACUUCUAAAAAAGCAACCGUUUGAAUGUGUCUCCAUCGUUCUCCUAGACCGAACUGUUUUUUUUCUUUCGUUUGGUUUAAAGUCUUAGAGUUUUAGACAGAUGUUUCGGAUCCAUCGUAAAAAAGCAAAGAAUGUCCACACCCACAUCUUUUUAGCUCUGCAAUUCAUUUCAGUGCCUUAAUAACUAGAGAAUUCUUACAAAACUGCAUGUGUUUGAUCUAUUUCUGGAAUCUGCUUGGAAAAGCAACCCACAUAGGGUUGAAAAUCCAAACAGGUGGGUAACCCCAGGGCUGCUGUGCUCUUCUGUUGCCAUGGUGACUUGGGAAUAGGACACGAGUGUCUUGGCCAAAAAAAUAAAAUAAAACAACAACAAAAAAAAAAACUACAAGGAUCGCCAUGGUUACUACAGCAUGGCAACCGAGUGUAGUCUGACUCUCACACGCACUUCACACUUCACACAGACUACAAGUGCAAAUCAGAGACGUGACUCCAGAGCGAUCCAGCGGCAUUUCAGACGCAGACUGAGGUCACUGUUCUGUGCUACAGUCAAUCGCAUUCACUCGUGUCUGCGAUGAUGUAAUGAAACAUGUGUGUUGCAUUUGCACUUUUCGCACAUUGCGAAUACACACAAGGUUUAAGUUUGAAGCGAAUCACAAACCCGAUCGAUAAACCGGUCACGAUACGAUGACGAAAAGCCGCGUGGGAGAAAAAUAGCAAUAUUUAAAUUUUGUUUCCAUAAUUAUUAGCUUUGUUGUUACUUUAUUCUGGCUGAAGCAACAAAAUUGGCCUUACGAUCCUCUCGAACUCCUCGGAUAAAUAUCUCGUGUAGAUGAAUCGUCCGAAAGUAACGGUUAAGAAAGAUAAAACAGGUGCAGACAAACGUUUAUUCAGUCACUGCAGGAUUUCAGAGAGUUUUUUUUUUUUUGUGAUUGUUGCCAAAAACGCUCGUAUUUUUAUUUAUUUAUUUUUUCCAGAUUUGCGACGAGAGCUUGUUUUUCGAGACGAACCUGGAAAGGAAAGGUACUUUGGGAGAAUUUGGUCGUAUGAUCCGUCCAAUCCUUUUCUGCUUAAACAUAUUCACUUUUUUUAUUUUUUUAGAGACUCAUAAGAAUUUUUUUUGUUGUCAAUCCUAAACACAGCACUUCCUAAUCUGUAUGUUAUGUAUGUUAUCUGAAGCAGAAUGUGCAGAAGGCGAACAUAUGCAACAUAAAGGGAACGCGGCAAUAGAGACGGUGUUGACUUUCACUCAAAGUAUCGAAACAUCUUUUCUUCUUGUUUUUUAAAUCAGCUUUAGCACCAAUGAUGGUUAAAGUCCACAGGGUGAAUGAGAGAGGAGCGUCAGCUCGUGAAAAAGCUUAGCUCAAGGAGUUGGACGGUGAAAAGCCAUCGUUUACGGUGGUAUAUUUUUAGAAAAUAGACCAUAUAUAUCAUAAAUAAGAUACAGAAUAAGUGGUAUUAUUUCAUUUAAAAAGAAAUCUUACUUGCCAAAAAAAAUAGGUUUGGAUGUGUAUAUGUGGUGAUGUCAUGUAAAGCCAAGAAGCGUGCCAUGGUACCAGAACCCGAGACUAGUAGACUAUACUGUAGAAGACGGCGUGGGUAGAAGGUGGUUUCAGGUUCCACUGAAAAACUGUGCUGCGAUUCCCAUGAACCUGAACACAAGUAUUAUUCGGAUCCAUGCUUGUUUAGGGAGUAAAAAGAGUAACGCGAGCAUGUAUUUUCGUUUAUCAUUAGCUUUCACAACAGACAUGUACAAUGAAGAGACAGAUGAGGUGCCUUACUGUGCGUUACGGUGUGACUAUAUGGUCGUGUUUUCUACACAUGUUUGUGAUAGAAGAUUUUAAGCCUUUGGAUUUUUGAAAGACUCGAGUGAAUCAUUGCAGGGGUAACAUUGCAGGGGUGCCAAAACAAUCGCACUCGGAUUUGGACCAACAGCAAAUGUGUCCUGUGUGAAAACCACCUCAGCCUUUUUUGAAAUUAUUAUUAUUACGAUUUUUUUUUAUUUUACAGAUGUCAUUUUUUGAGUUUACAUGGUGUUGUCGUACCUUCAGCCUUUUCAUAAUUUUUAGUAGUAUAAGUCAAAUUUAAAGGUUCCAACACAGGAAGUGACCCCUAGCAGGUGAAACAGUGAGGCCUUUCUGAAGCGGUGCAAGAGUCUGAAUCAUAUACAUUAAUAUAAACCCUGCUCAUCAACGAAUAAAGGCAAGCUCACAUCUGCGUAAAGAAUAGCGGUGCACAUUUAGCUUGAAUGUACUGCAUGCGAGAAAGAAUUGGCAAAUUACAUUGCUAAAUAUAUACCGAAUGCAUGUGCUAUGGUUCGCGAUUCGCUCACGGAUGAUGUUUGACUCGAUGGUUUUGACAGGAAUCUCUCGGGUCACAGAGGAGAAAGGUGAAAAGAGAGAUUCUGCAGCGUAGAUAAGAGCUUCUGUUAGAGAAUGUCUACUGCCUGCAGGGGAUAGUGUGCGUGUGUGUGUUUGUGUGUGUGUGUGUGUGUGUGUGUGUGUGUGUGUGUGUGUGUGUGUGUGUGUGUGUGUGUGUGUGUGUGUGUGUG
Molecule: messenger RNA, 4565 nt
Organism: Tachysurus fulvidraco (yellow catfish)
Lineage: Eukaryota; Metazoa; Chordata; Actinopteri; Siluriformes; Bagridae
Gene: kcnk2b
Product: potassium channel, subfamily K, member 2b
Exons: 7
Coding region: 420-1709 (429 amino acids)
Biological process (GO): potassium ion transmembrane transport; stabilization of membrane potential
Cellular component (GO): membrane
Molecular function (GO): potassium ion leak channel activity; outward rectifier potassium channel activity
Source: RefSeq, a predicted model, not a curated record